This is a messenger RNA of Stegodyphus dumicola, 810 nucleotides long. RefSeq names its product Adenylate kinase 3 (gene Ak3). The record is from RefSeq and is a predicted model, not a curated record. Gene Ontology annotation, molecular function: ATP binding; AMP kinase activity. NCBI's taxonomy places the organism in Eukaryota, Metazoa, Arthropoda, Arachnida, Araneae, Eresidae. Gene Ontology annotation, cellular component: mitochondrion. Gene Ontology annotation, biological process: nucleobase-containing compound metabolic process.
UAAGCCUUCUUUAAACAAAAUUCCGAUUGUAGAGCAACAAGUGGUUUGGCAACCGUUUGUUAUGUUUCCCGUUUGUCUUCCAAAUACUUGACGCGUGAAGUCGGGCUAGGGGUACAUGCUGUGAUAAUAUAUUUGUGCACACUGAGCUUUUACUGAUCUGUUAUUUAAAUGGCUAGAUUUUUCCGUGCUGUUAUAAUGGGUCCACCAGGAUCCGGCAAAGGGACAAUUUCAUCUCGAAUUGUUCGUGAAUUCAGUUUACCAUAUUUAGCCAGCGGUGAUGCAUUACGGGAACAAAUUUCAAAAGGAACUAAAAAAGGCAUAAUUGCUAAACAGUAUAUUGAAAAAGGUCAACUUGUGCCUGAUGAACUUGUUACAAGCCUUAUUUUGGAAUUACUUAGUAGUACUUUCUCUUCACAGAGUUGGCUUCUUGAUGGAUUUCCUCGUACAGUACAGCAAGCUGAAGAUUUGUCUGCAAAAUAUGAAAUUUCCUCUGCUAUAAAUCUGGAUGUACCCGAUGAAGUAAUUAUUUCUCGACUCAAAGGACGCUGGUUACAUCCAGUCAGUGGCAGAGUAUAUAACACUGACUUCAACCCUCCAAAAAUACCAGACAAAUUUUUCAGAUUCAGGUUCCAAAGAAAAGGUUAAGGGAUGGAAAAGCUGCCUUUACUUCUUCAAAAUCACAAAGAUGAUAUCACUGGCGAUGACUUAAUUCAGAGAGAUGAUGAUAAGCCAGAUGUUGUAAUGGCUAGAUUAAAAAAUUACAGGAAAUACAAUUCUCCAGUGUUGGGAUAUUAUAGGUAAGCAAAAUAU